Adineta steineri is the source of this 2901-nucleotide messenger RNA. NCBI's taxonomy places the organism in Eukaryota, Metazoa, Rotifera, Eurotatoria, Adinetida, Adinetidae. The record is from the annotation of a GenBank genome assembly.
AUGUUAUUAUUUAUUCUUAUAUUUUCAUCAUUAUUUUAUUCACUUUAUUCAUUUAAUUAUCAAACAGUUGAACAUUGGAGAUAUUUAAGACAAGAACAACCAACAUAUACUCCAUCAAAAUUAUCAUCUUAUUUCGGUUAUUCAUUAGCUAUUCAUCGUUCUAGUGUAUUAAUUGGUGCACCUCGUGAUCAUUCACCAUAUGAUACAAUAACGAGACGAGGUGCAGUAUGGAAAUGUAAAUUCCAAUCAGAUGGUCAAUGUCAACGUUUACCAUUUCGUCGUGAUGGUGAAGCUAAUGUUCGUGUUGGUACUUCAUUUGAUAAUAAAACAGAUCAAUGGCUAGGUGCUUCAUUGGCAGCUAACAAUGAUAAUAUUAUUGCUGGUUCACCAUUUCUUAAACAUCGUAUUAAUGAUGGACAUAGUCUUGAAUAUGAAAUACCUGGUGGCGCAACAAUUGGUAAAUACGAUAGAUCAUUAGCAAUGACUGAUAGUACAACAAUAUAUUCACCAUCAUUUCUCAAUUGGCAUUCUCGUAAUUAUAAUCAAGAAGGUUAUGGUGAAUUUGGUUUUCAAGUCGCAUUAAGUAAAAGACCAGAACGUAUAAUAAUAUCAGCACCAGGAUCAUUUUAUUUUCGAGGUGGAAUACAUUCACUUCCAAUUCUUGAACAUAAUUGGAUUGAUACCCGACAUCCAUUUAUUGCACCACAUUAUCCAUGGCGUGAAGUUGGUUGGCUUCGAUAUCCAACAAAUUAUUCUGCAAAUGAAUAUGAUGAUUGGUGUUACCGAGGUUAUGCUGUAGCUGUAGGAAAUUUUAAUGAAGAUGAUAAUCAAGAAAUUGUUGUUAGUAUACCAAAAUUACAUAAUUAUCGUGGAGCAGUUGAAAUAAUGAACAGUAAUCUUGAUGAAAAUUCAAUUCGAACAUUAAAUGGAACACAAAUAGGAGAAUAUUUUGGUGCAUCAUUAUGUGUUAUUGAUAUUAAUAAUGAUGGACUUGAUGAUUUAUUAGUUGGUGCACCUUUAUAUACGGUUAAAAAAGAUGGUCGAAUAUUACCAGAUGCAGGACGUGUGGAUAUCUAUUAUCAAACAUCGGAGCAUAAUCUAAUAAAAAAACAAACAAUUGAAGGGACACGUGAAGGAGGAAGAUUAGGACAUGCAUUAGCAAAUCUAGGUGAUAUCGAUAAAGAUGGUUAUAAUGAUGUAGCUAUUUCAAUUCCAUUUAUUAAUUCUGGUUCAUCUAGUAUGGUUCAUAUUUAUCGUGGUUCAAAAGAUGGUUUAAUAUUAAAACCAUCACAAAUUUUACAGACAACAUCAUUAAAUGGUUUUGGUUGGGCAUUACAAGGUCAAUUUGACUAUGAUAAUAAUGGUUAUUUAGAUUUAGCCGUUAGCAGUGUACGAACGGAAACAGUCGCUAUCAUUCUUUCACGACCUGUAUUACAUGUUCAAACAAAAUUACAACAUAAUUCACCCUCAGUUCCACUCAAUUGUACAUUACAUAGUGAUAAUUCAUGUUUUCUAUUGACUGUAUGCAUUUAUUUGAAUGAACAAAAUUAUCAAUAUUCAAAAAGUGAUACAUUAACUUAUGAAUUACAACUUGAUAAAGAUAAAAAUCCAGCUGAUCAACGUUUAUUCUUUCGAGAAUCAUUUAAAUCAAUAAAAAAACGACAUUUUAAAAUGUCAGAUCGUAUUUGUCAUGAUUAUUCAUUAUAUAUGAAGGAUGAUGUCAAUGAUAAACUUAAACCCAUUCGUUUACAAAUAAAUUAUGUACUUUCAUCAAAAUUAGAUGCAAAUAUCGUUCCAUCUAUACUCGAUCCAACAAAUUCAACAUUUGAUUAUAACAUUCCGAUUCAAAAAGAUUGUGGUUACGAUGAUAUUUGUAUACCAAAUCUACAUCUAACAACAUCAAAUUGGCCAGAUAUUUAUAAAAUCGGUUUAACAAAGAAAAUUCUACUUAAUAUUAAUGUUACUAAUACAGGUGAAAAUGCAUAUGAUACAAAAUGCUUAAUACAACUUCCUGUUGGUGUUGAAUAUGUUAAUUCCAAUACAAGUUCAAAAGUUAAUCUUUAUUGUAAUUUAAUGAAACAAUCUGAUCGUAUAAUUAUAUGUCAUCUUGGUAAUCCUUUUCUAGCAAACGGAAAUAUUGCAAUACAAAUUCAUACAGCUGUUAAUAAUUAUUCUGCUAUACAAACAGAUCCACUUAUAUUUUUAAUCAAUGUAACAAGUGAUAAUCCAGAUUCAAAAAUAAUAACAACAGAUAUAAUUCUUCCAGUUUCAAGUUCACCUGAAUUAGUAUUCAUUGGUGUUGCUAAACCAGAACAAAUAGCAUUAGAUUCAACUGAUAAUACUAUUAUAAAACAUACAAAUGAUCUUGAAAUUGUACAUACAUAUACGCUACAUAAUAAAGGGCCAAGUGAUGCUAAACGUACCGAAGUUAAAUUAAUGUGGCCUAUGUUACCCAUAUCAGGAUUUAAUGAUCAACAACCAUUAUUAUAUGGAAUUCAUCUUCCAUCAAUUAUUCGUGUAUCAGAUCCCAAAGCAAAAAUUGAUCGAUGUCAUAUAUAUCAAUCGACUAUAAAUCAUGUUCCCAGUAUGGACAAUGCUGGUAUAAAUCAUCGUUCUCAAGAAUUAUCUAUACCAAGUUAUUGUCAUGGACCAUUAUGCAAAAGUUUUAUUUGUUAUAUUGAUACAUUACCUAUUGGUCAUAGUGUUUUAAUACAAUUAAAAGCUAUUUUACGAUUAAAUCAAUUUCAAUCUAAAUUUGAUCGUUCAAAACCAUUUCUUAUUAUGUCAAAUGCUAGUGCACAAGUACGAGAAAUUCCUUUAAAAAUUUCUUCAAAUAAAUCUACUACACAAGCAAUCGUUUAUUUAAAGGUAUGUUCUUAUUCAAAACGCACGCAUAUAUAA